AUGCGCGGCUCGGCGCGGUCCUUGGCUGAGUUGGCGGCCCGGAUUUACCCCGACCUGUCGCAAAACAUUGACGACACAGAGUGGCUCGAAGAGCGGGCCAUCCUCACCGUGUUCAAUGCCGGCGUCAAAAGAAUCAAUGACCACGUCAUUGACCGUCCGCCGGGGCCGGGGCACGUGUACACGAGCGUAGACAGUAUGUCCGACCCUGACGCGGUGCCGCUGGCCACCGAGGUUCUUAACGGCAUCGAGCUUUCUGGCACGCCAGCACAUUGUAUCCGGCUCAAGGCCGGCGCUCCAGUCCUCCUCAUGCGUAAUCUCGACGCGCCCAGCUUGAUCAUCGGCACGCUGUGCGUGACGGUCGCAUUGUCCGCCGCCGUCCUGGAGCUGAAAAAUAUCACCGGUCCAGACCGCAGCCACGUGAUCGCUGCGCCGCGGAUUCCGAUCGAGUCUACCCCGGACUCUGGCCUGGUGUUCUCAUUCCGACGCCUGUAG
Pollicipes pollicipes is the source of this 492-nucleotide messenger RNA. RefSeq lists its product as uncharacterized. The record is from RefSeq and is a predicted model, not a curated record. Lineage: Eukaryota; Metazoa; Arthropoda; Thecostraca; Pollicipedomorpha; Pollicipedidae. The transcript has a single exon. The coding region runs from base 1 to 492 and encodes 163 amino acids.